Molecule: messenger RNA, 2304 nt
Organism: Astyanax mexicanus (Mexican tetra)
Lineage: Eukaryota; Metazoa; Chordata; Actinopteri; Characiformes; Acestrorhamphidae
Gene: glula
Product: glutamate-ammonia ligase (glutamine synthase) a
Exons: 7
Coding region: 142-1257 (371 amino acids)
Cellular component (GO): cytoplasm
Molecular function (GO): glutamine synthetase activity
Source: RefSeq, a predicted model, not a curated record
ACCCGGGCGAAUCCGCAGAUCAGCGUUCAGAGGAUGAGAGAGCUGCACGCCGGGUCAGAACUCACCGAUAUCUGGACCUGAACGGUUCUGACCACAUUAUUCUAGUUUCCUCUGCUGUCCAGGUGUGCUGCAGCUGUAAGCAUGGCGACCUCCUCGAGCUCUCAGCUCAGUAAGCUGGUGAAGAGCCAGUACAUGGAGCUUCCUCAGGGGGAGAAGGUUCAGGCCAUGUAUAUCUGGAUAGAUGGAACUGGGGAAGGACUGAGGUGCAAAACCAGAACUCUGGACUCUGAACCCAAGAGCAUCGAAGAUCUCCCCGAGUGGAAUUUUGAUGGUUCCAGUACGUACCAGUCUGAAGGCUCCAACAGCGACAUGUAUCUGAUUCCGUCGGCAAUGUUUCGGGAUCCGUUCCGCAAAGACCCAAAUAAACUGGUCCUCUGUGAGGUUCUGAAGUACAACCGCAAACCUGCUGAAACGAACCACCGUGUGACGUGUCAGAAGAUCAUGCAGAUGGUGGAGGAUCAGAGCCCCUGGUUCGGGAUGGAGCAGGAGUACACCAUCCUGGGGACAGACGGGCAUCCCUUCGGCUGGCCCUCCAAUGGGUUCCCUGGACCUCAGGGACCGUAUUACUGUGGUGUGGGGGCUGAUAAGGCGUACGGUCGGGACAUCGUGGAGGCGCAUUACCGCGCCUGUCUGUACGCCGGGGUGCAGAUCUGCGGCACCAACGCCGAGGUCAUGCCGGCUCAGUGGGAGUUCCAGGUGGGUCCGUGUGAGGGGAUUGAGAUGGGGGAUCACCUGUGGGUGGCGCGGUUUAUUCUGCACCGGGUCUGUGAGGAUUUCGGCGUGGUCGUGUCCUUCGACCCCAAACCCAUCCCCGGAAACUGGAACGGAGCCGGCUGCCACACCAACUUCAGCACCAAGGCCAUGCGGGAGGACGGCGGCCUGACAUACAUCGAGGAGUCUAUCGAGCGACUGGGGAAGAGGCACAGCUACCACAUCCGGGCGUACGACCCUAAAGGAGGCCUGGAUAACGCCCGGCGCCUGACCGGCCACCACGAGACCUCCAACAUCCACGAGUUCUCCGCCGGCGUGGCCAACCGCGGCGCCAGCAUCCGCAUCCCUCGCGCCGUCGGCCAGGAGAAGAAGGGAUACUUCGAGGACCGGCGUCCGUCCGCCAACUGCGACCCGUACGCCGUUACCCAGGCGCUCAUACGCACCUGCCUGCUGAACGAGGAGGGAGACGAACCCGCGGACUAUUAGAUAUAAAUAUUCAUCCAUCCAUCUCAUCCUUUUAUCCAUCCUCUCAUCACCUUACAUCAUCCAUCCUCUCAUCCUCUGGACUGAAACCCCUCCCUCUUAUUUUAUUUUAUUUUAUUUUCCUUUAAGCGGCUGUAAAAGCUGAAUUAGUACUGUAUCGUUUUACAUUCUCCUCACUAUAGCUCUAACCAUGCAUUAAAAAAAAAUAUGAUGUAGCUUUUUUUUUUUUAUGUAAAAAAAAAAAAAUGAAAAAAAGUUGGCUGGUCAACUUAACAACAGUUUUAGGUUUUAAAGUGUUUUUUUGAUGUUAACUGGGGACGUGAUGUUGCGGGGCAUAUCUGACCCUCCUGUCUUUCAUUUGUCACUUAGCGACUUAGCUUUUAUCGUUAUAUCUCUCGUUUUCUUUCUGUUUUAUGUAAUUUUCGUUUCUUUCGCUCUGCAGACGAGUGGAAGCUUUAACUCACGCUGUUAUAGAUUAUAUAUAUGAAUGAAUUAAUGCCCUUGUUGAGGAUUUAUAUAUUUAAUAAGUGGUUGAAAUUAAGGAAAAACUACACAUUGACGAGACACGGACACUAUAUAUGUAUAAAUCUAUACAGGAGUUAUUAUUAUGGACUAGAGCUGCUAUGGCUGGGCAACAUGUAAUUAUUUUAUUUUUACUUUUCUUUUCUUUUUUUCCUGUAGCCAGUUUCUCGACUCGUGUCUGUCGGUUCACGUUUUAAUGUUCCAGCUGUGUAAUAAUGUUGUAUUUUUUGUUACUAAUGAAUCUAAAAUCUAGGAACUGAAUGGUUGACUCCACUUCUGUUUUCUCGCUGGUUCACGUUUUCGUACGGUACACGCUCACGCGGACCCUCUUCACCACGUCGCUCUGAUGUUCGCCUUUCGAUGUUCGUUUUUCUUUUUUUAAAACAAAAAAGGAGAGAGCCACGCCUCUUGAAUACGUCGCUGCAUCGUGUCUGCCGUGCUGUUCUGGCAUCUGUUUUGGUAAAAUCCUGAAGUUGCUGAACCUGGUGUUUUUUAUUGAGACAUUUUAAACAUUAUUUUUACCACAAA